This is a messenger RNA of Drosophila rhopaloa, 1239 nucleotides long. RefSeq lists its product as uncharacterized. The record is from RefSeq and is a predicted model, not a curated record. Lineage: Eukaryota; Metazoa; Arthropoda; Insecta; Diptera; Drosophilidae.
UUGAGUUACCAUGGAUUAGUUGUCCUUAAACAUUCGAAGUGAACAGAAUGAUUGCCUGUCUAAUGCGUUUUCUGUGGUCCUUGGCACUGCUGCAGUGCAUCCAGGCUAAAGUGGCGCUGAGACCUCUAUUCUACGGCCAAGAUAGUGCUGUUAUUGUCGACACCUAUAGAAAAUUCCCACCCAGGCUGGACUCCAAGCUGCAGAAUGCCUUGUAUUACAACAUGCCGGUUUAUAAGCUAAUCAAGCCUGGUACCACGACGACCACUACAGCUGCUCCUAGUCCAGGCUAUCCUGCUGAUCUUCUGGACAUAGCUCACAACAAACUGGGUCUUAAGGAUCUGCCGAGCAUUGAGGAGCUGGGCGAGUUAAUUGGAACGGAUAAUGCCGCGGAAACCAUAGACUAUAUUCGUGCUCUCACCGGUACUGAUGAGGGUCUGGCCCUGAUGAAACAGUAUCUGGACACGCUGCGUUAUGAGGAUGCGGAGGAGAAGGUGGUGGAGGAAAAGGAGGCGGAGGACAAGGAAGACAACGGCGACGACGAUAACAGCAUGUCUAAUGUUAGUUACGAUGAGCUGCCCCAGGAGAAGACCAUCACCACCACCACAGUAAAGCCCAGUACCGAAGUAAGUCUAGUGCAACGUGUCGGAAACUUCAUGAAGCAGUAUAGCCUGUGGUCAGGACAGGACACCACUACUACGGCUCGUCCUCCCGUCAUCGCUCCUCCAGCUGGUUCUUUCCUGCCCGUUUUUCUGGCUCCCCAGGGUUUGAAGCCAAUGCGACCUAUCUUGGUGAGGCAACCACUGCCAUAUCACUAUCCCAUUCCCCUGCGACCUGUUGCGUUGCCCACCGUGAGACCAACUCAGGUGCCCAGCACCACACGUGCACCCAAACCACAUCUGAACACACCGAAAGUGCAGGAGGAUGCGGAAAUCAAAUACUCAACCUUGGCGCCGCACAUCAAGCACUUUGCCAAGUUGGCCAACAUCUCGCCACAGGUUGUGGAACGCUUCCUGGAGGGAAACCCUAAGCUGGCGGAACUGGCCAAGCGGCUGAGCACCCUGGCCCUCAGCCCGGAGCAAUCCCAGGCCAUUGACUCCCAGGUGCUCAGGGCCGUCCAGAGCGCACUGACCAAGAACGAUGAUCUCAAGCGACUGAUCGAGGCCUCCCAGGCACUUAAAUAGUUCAAAAGUUUAACUAGUCUUAUUACAAUUUCAAAGAAAAUAAAUUCCUCUAAAAUAA